This is a messenger RNA of Aspergillus ruber CBS 135680, 2330 nucleotides long. RefSeq names its product putative amino acid transporter. Gene Ontology annotation, molecular function: L-amino acid transmembrane transporter activity. Bases 229 to 2070 code for a protein of 613 amino acids. The transcript has 2 exons. Gene Ontology annotation, cellular component: membrane. Gene Ontology annotation, biological process: amino acid transmembrane transport. Lineage: Eukaryota; Fungi; Ascomycota; Eurotiomycetes; Eurotiales; Aspergillaceae. The record is from RefSeq and is a predicted model, not a curated record.
AAAAAGACUACUUUCUGGACCGAAAUAGAAGACUCCUAGUUUAUUGCGACACUGCGAGUUCUACGUUGAAAAUAUCCGCGUUCGCCUUCUUGUAUUAUCUCGCCUCUCCUUUGUCUUCCCUCCGUCAAUGGCGGUCUCAAGACUCUGAAUUGCCCGCCCUUUCGUCCUCUCUCCUUCGAUUGAUUCGAACUACGUGAAACCUGUUGAUUUGUCCUCCAUACUCCCAUUAUGGCCCCGUCCCGACCAGGCAGAUCGAAUUCUACCAAUGCGCCCCGGGAUUCCCUAGAACUUGCCUCUCUUGCGUCCUCAUCCCCCGACACUACCACCAGAUCUUCCCGUUCCUCCUCUCCCUCUGGUAUAUCAUCCUCGCGCAAACUCUCGCUCGAAGAACAGGACCCGCUAGGCGAUUUCUCACAUGGCGAUCCAGAAUCCGGGCAUGGGAGAUCGGGUGGACGAUCGUAUUCUAUAUCCUCGGCCUUUGAUUUCGGGAGGACGUUGUUUCCGCUCUCCUCCACUGCAGCUGGGGGUUAUGCUCCGAUAGGCGCGCCGUCGACAUUAGAUCGAGAAGGGGUAGCGGAUGGAUCAUUGGAAAGGCAUAAAACGCUUACGUAUCUAAAUGGGCUGUCAUUGGUGGUUGGCGUUAUUAUUGGUUCGGGGAUUUUCUCGUCUCCUAGCCAGGUCAAUGCGAAUGCUGGGUCUCCGGGUGCGUCGCUGAUUGCAUGGGUUGUGGCGGGUGUGUUGGCGUGGACUGGUGCCGCUAGCUAUGCUGAGCUGGGAGGCGCAAUUCCUCUUAAUGGCGGGUCGCAGGUUUACUUGUCCAAGAUCUUCGGAGAACUGGCCGGUUUCCUCUUCACGUGGUGUGCAGUUUUGGUGCUUAAACCAGGAAGCGCAGCUAUUAUCGCCAUUGUCUUUGGGGAAUAUGUCGUGCGGGCCGCUGUUGGUGCGAAUGUCGAGCAGGUUAAUCCCUGGAUCGGUAAAGGUGUCGCCUUCGGUGGUGUCUUUGCCGUGAUUUUAGUGAACUGCAUAUCUACGAAAGUGGCUACCCGUGUCGGUGACAUUUUUAUGAUAUUCAAGUUUAUCGCCUUGGUGGGGAUUACUGUCAUUGGGAUUGUGGUCGCUAUCACGGGUGUUUCGUCUAGUGGGAGUGCGAGUAAUGAAUGGAAAUCUGGCUGGUUCCGAGGUACCAACACUGAUAUAUCCGGCUGGGCUGUCGCAUUGUAUGCUGGUCUUUGGGCGUUUGAUGGUUGGGAUAACACAAACUACGUGACAGGCGAAUUCAAACGUCCGAACCGCGAUAUUCCCCGCGUUAUCCAUACAGCCAUGCCAUUGGUAAUCCUCUGCUACCUAAUGGCAAACGUCUCAUACUUCUUAGUCCUACCACACUCGACAAUCGAAGCAAGCAAUGCCAUCGCUGUCGAGUUCGGCGAGCAAGUCUUCGGAACAGCAGGAGCCAUAGUCCUAGCCCUAGUGGUCUCUAUAAGCUGCAUCGGCGCCCUUAACGCAACAACCUUCACAAGCGGCCGUCUAGUCUACAUUGCCGGAAAAGAAGGUUACCUCCCAGCCCUAUUCGGCAAACUAGGUGCCUGCGGUUACUCCUCAGCUACUUCUUCACCACCCCUCGACAACCGCUUGCACCGUCGUCUGUGCCGCUUCUUCGGUGACACCUCCACCAUCGGCCGUACCCCGGUCUACGCAAUGGCUCUUAACGGUGCGCUGAUCGUUAUUUACAUCAUUCUUGGCGAGUUCAAGACCCUAGUCACCUUCUACGGUGUCGCGGGGUAUACAUUCUACUUCCUCACGGUUUUGGGUUUGAUAGUCCUGCGCAUUCGCGAACCGUACCUGGAACGCCCGUAUAAGACAUGGAUCUCAACCCCGAUCAUCUUCUGCUGUGUUAGUCUUUUCCUGCUUAGUCGAGCGGUUAUCUCAGAGCCCUUGCAGACGUUGAUCGUGGUCGCAUUUAUUAUCGUCGGUGUCCCGGUGUAUUACUGGCGUAUCUACCAGCGGGAUGGCAGAUUGCCGUUCCCUUGCGGAUGGAAGUUGAACUGGAAGUUCUGGAAGGGGAGGCCAUAAUUUUUCUCUGUGUCUUCUAUUUUUCGUUUUCUUUGGCGAACGCCACGCAUGAUGAAUUGAUACUGAUACCCAUGCAUAUGUAUAAUUGAGAGUUACCGGGGGUAACUAAAUGAAAGCUGGGCUUACUUUUGACCUUAAUAUUGUCUUUAUAGAUGCAGUUUCUACGAUUGAUGUCAGGAAAGGGUGAGGGCAUGGCAUGGUAUACAUAACAGUGUAUAGAAUCAUUAAUCUUAAUCUCAUAACUCAUGAUACUCGACUUU